UCAAUUCAAAACGUCAGCGUUCUCGGCCUCGAGUAAAGUCUCAACUUAGUUUAGGCUAAAGUUCAAAACUUUGGGUCUAAAACCGCAUCUAUUCAAUAAUUUUGUGGUGAAAUCAAGGAAAUAUCCUGCGAUGGAGGAGCUGCAAUCCGCGGUUAAUUCUCACUUUGAUCAAAUGGCAGACCUGGUGGAGAAGCUCUCGGCGGAAUUCCGCUCCGGGCUCAAACCUGCUUACGAAAAUUUCAUGGGUUUCUUCCACGCCAUUGAUUGGAAGGAACCUUGGUUGAUAUGUCUUCUCUCCUUCCACGUGAUCUUGCUAGUAGUAGUUUUUGUAUCACGGCGAAACAUCAACUUUCAGAUGUUUUUAUUCCUUCUAGCAUUAGGAGGGGUGUAUCUGGCCGAGAGGCUGAAUCAAGUCCUUGGCAGCAAUUGGGAAAGCUUUGCAGGCCAGAACUACUUUGACGCUAAUGGACUCUUUCUCUCCGUGCUCUGGUCAGGGCCCUUGUUAGUGAUCGCGAUCAUAAUCUUGGUGAACACAUUGUUUUCGUUGUGUUAUCUGAUUGUGAGAUGGAAAAGGGCCGAGCUCAAACAUCGCGCAAGAGCAGCUCGUGGUAAGGAGGAAUAAGCAGACAAUGCUUUGUAUUUUAGUCUCCCAUGUGAAGUCCAAAUGUUGGUUUUGCUUACACGCUGGUCUUCUCCUGCUUAAAAUUAUACCCCUAGUUAGUUUGUAAUGCUAUAGUGACUUCUUUUAAUGGUAAAGCAUUUUGUCAUCCAAUAGUACAUCACAAAAUUAUUACUCCAUAAACUAAUGAAGUGUUCUAAUGUUA
Messenger RNA from Salvia hispanica, 824 nucleotides. RefSeq lists its product as uncharacterized. Gene Ontology annotation, cellular component: nuclear membrane. NCBI's taxonomy places the organism in Eukaryota, Viridiplantae, Streptophyta, Magnoliopsida, Lamiales, Lamiaceae. The record is from RefSeq and is a predicted model, not a curated record.